Molecule: messenger RNA, 930 nt
Organism: Thalassophryne amazonica
Lineage: Eukaryota; Metazoa; Chordata; Actinopteri; Batrachoidiformes; Batrachoididae
Product: putative gustatory receptor clone PTE01
Exons: 2
Coding region: 1-930 (309 amino acids)
Biological process (GO): G protein-coupled receptor signaling pathway
Cellular component (GO): membrane
Molecular function (GO): G protein-coupled receptor activity; olfactory receptor activity
Source: RefSeq, a predicted model, not a curated record
AUGGACAACCUGUACAACACAUCUUCUGUGUUGAGGCUGCAAAGCUUUAAUCUCUCCUCUGAAAGUGUCUUUCCUGCAUUUCUUUUUGCCACUUUGAGCUACAUGAUUAUACUUUGCUGUAACUUCAUUCUCAUUCUCACCAUCGUUCUUAACAAGUGUCUGCACCAGCCCAUGUAUCUGAUCCUGCUCAAUCUUCCCAUCAAUGACCUCAUCGGCUCCUCUGCGUGCUUUCCACAGAUGAUCAAAGAAAUAUUGCAGGACACAAAGACGAUGCAUUACUCAGCUUGUGUUGCCCAAGCUUUUUUUAUCCACGUUUAUGGAGCUGGUGCUGUGUUCAUCCUGACUGCUAUGGCCUAUGAUCGCUAUGUAGCUAUAUGUCACCCACUGAAAUACUGCAGCAUUAUGACUAACAGACACAUUGUAAGAAUAAUCACAUUUGUGUGGCUGUGUAAUUUGAUUUCAAUCGGCGUGCUUUUCUAUCUGCUCUUGCUUCUACCUCGCUGUCGAUCUGCAAUGACACACGUCUACUGUGAUAAUCCUUCUUUACUGAGUCUCGUGUGUUCCAGCACUGCCGUCAAUAACAUUUAUGGCCUUCUCCUUGUUGCCGUUUCACAAAUCGUAGCAAAUGGAAUGAUUUUGUACACAUAUCUCCACAUCCUUUUUACGUGUUUCAGAACUAAACGAUCAGACACCAGAGCCAAAGCCCUUCAGACAUGCGCGACACAUCUGACUGUUUUCCUCCUGCUGGAGUGUCUUGGGCUUUUUACCAUCAUAUCAUACAGAAUAAAGACCACCUCAUCAUAUUUUAGGAGAUUCAUGGGGCUGUCAACUUUAAUUUUCCCCCCAACACUAAAUCCAAUCAUCUAUGGACUGAAAACAAAAGAAAUUCGAAAGCGCAUUUGGACCUACAUACAGCACACCAGUAUGUAG